AAAGUAGGGACUGGACCCCCAAGCUUGUUGGUGUCUCCCUCUCUGCGCUGUAGAAGGAUGGACUCGUACCUCAUCCAAGUGAAUGGCCAUGGAGAUCAUGCCCCUGUGUUGGAUGUUCAUCUCAAGACCAAUGGGAACAGCAUAUCGCUGGGGAAGGUGAAGGGCCGGAAGCCAAGAUGGGCUGUCAGGGCUUCUGAAAUGUCAAAGAAGACUUUCAAUCCUGUCCGAGCCAUCGUAGACAGCAUGAAGGUGGAGCCCAACCCAAAGAAAGCUAUGAUCUCCUUGUCCUUAGGAGACCCGACGGUCUUUGGAAACCUUCCCACAAAUGAUGAGGUCACACUGGCUGUUAAGGAGGUUUUGGACUCAGGACGUUACAACGGUUAUGCUCCAGCUGUUGGCUACCAGUCCUGCCGGGAAGCAGUGGCCGCGUACUACAGCUGCCCGGAGGCGCCGCUGGAGGCCCAGGACGUCAUCCUGACAAGUGCCAUAGAGCUUGCCUUGGCAGUGCUGGCCAACCCGGGCCAGAACAUCCUGGUGCCACGGCCCGGCUUCUCCCUCUACAAGACUCUGGCAUUGUCUAUGGGGAUUGAGGUUAAACUCUACAACCUCUUGCCAGAGAAGGCCUGGGAAAUUGAUCUGAAGCACUUGGAGUCUCUGGUGGACGAGAAGACUGCUUGCCUCAUUGUGAACAACCCGUCAAACCCCUGUGGCUCUGUAUUCAGCAAGAGCCACCUCCAGAAGAUUCUCGCAGCGGCAUCAAGACAGUGCGUGCCCAUCCUUGCUGAUGAGAUCUACGGUGACAUGGUAUUUGCUGACUGCAAAUAUGAACCCAUUGCAACUCUCAGCACCAAUGUGCCAAUCUUGUCCUGUGGUGGCUUGGCAAAGCGGUGGCUAGUCCCUGGCUGGCGGAUGGGCUGGAUCCUGAUUCAUGACAGGAGAGACAUCUUUGGUAAUGAGAUCAGGGAUGGCCUUGUAAGACUGAGUCAAAGGAUCCUAGGGCCCUGUACAAUUGUCCAAGGAGCACUGGAACGUAUCUUGCACCGAACACCCCCUGAGUUCUACCACAACACCCUCAGCAUUCUCAAGUCCAAUGCUGACCUUUGUUAUACUGCCUUAUCAGCUAUCCCUGGCCUCCAGCCUGUUCGUCCUGCCGGAGCCAUGUACCUUAUGGUUGAGAUUGAAAUGGAGCAUUUCCCUGAGUUUGAAAAUGAUGUGGAGUUCACUGAGCGACUCAUCUCGGAGCAGUCUGUGUUCUGCUUACCAGCCACGUGCUUUGAGUACCCAAACUUCUUCCGUGUGGUUAUCACUGUGCCUGAGGAGAUGAUCUUGGAGGCCUGCAGUCGCAUUCAGGAGUUCUGUGAGAUGCACUACCAGGGUGCUGAGGGGACUCAGGAUCUGGAGUGUGACAAGUAG
Messenger RNA from Tauraco erythrolophus (red-crested turaco), 1413 nucleotides. Lineage: Eukaryota; Metazoa; Chordata; Aves; Musophagiformes; Musophagidae. The record is from RefSeq and is a predicted model, not a curated record.